Molecule: messenger RNA, 2968 nt
Organism: Larimichthys crocea (large yellow croaker)
Lineage: Eukaryota; Metazoa; Chordata; Actinopteri; Sciaenidae
Product: gap junction beta-1 protein-like
Exons: 2
Coding region: 475-1302 (275 amino acids)
Biological process (GO): cell-cell signaling
Cellular component (GO): connexin complex
Molecular function (GO): gap junction channel activity
Source: RefSeq, a predicted model, not a curated record
CAGCUUUUAAAGGCUGCGUUAUAGUUUUGAGUUUUUAUUUGCCAAAUCUGGUCAAAUUUGUUGCAUUUCUGACAAACAAUGGAUGUCUCUCAGUGGCCUUAAAAAAAAAAUUUCAUAAUGAGAUGAAUGUCUUGCUGGUUCCUUGGAGAAAUGUGUUGGCAGUCUGUCAGUCCGUCUGCAACUGGGCUGUAGGUCAGUUUGGGAGUACACUAUUAAUACGGGGUGAGCCAAUCACGUGGCUCGGCGAAUGUUUCGCAAUUGGCUUCGUUCGGUUGCGUCUUGUGACGGUGCACGGCUGUAGGCCAUCACCCCUGCUUUUAUACGGCCAACAGGCAACUUGGCGAUUCUUUUCUGUUGUUCCUUACUCUGCCAAAUCCAGCUUGAUGCUCAGGCCGCACCUCAAGAUGGUCAUCUUUGGACCCGGCGCUGCUUACGCCGCUUGCACCGCUGGCUGAGCCUGACCUGGAGUCGAAAAUGAACUGGGGGACCUUUUAUGCCGUGAUCAGCGGCGUAAACAGGCACUCUACCGGUAUCGGACGUGUUUGGCUGUCUGUCAUCUUCAUCUUCCGUAUCCUGGUUCUGGUCGUCGCUGCUGAGAGUGUUUGGGGAGAUGAGAAGUCCGGUUUCACCUGCAACACCCAGCAGCCCGGCUGCAACAGCGUCUGCUACGAUCAGUUCUUCCCCAUCUCGCACAUCCGAUUGUGGGCGCUCCAGCUCAUCCUGGUCUCCACCCCCGCCUUGCUGGUGGCCAUGCAUGUGGCCCACCGAAGACACAUCGAAAAGAAGAUCCUGAAGAGGGCGGGCCGCAACAGCCCUAAGGAACUGGAACACAUCAAGAACCAGAAGUUCCAGAUCACCGGAGCUCUUUGGUGGACUUAUAUGAUCAGCAUCAUCUUCAGAAUCAUCUUCGAGGUGGCUUUUCUCUACAUCUUCUACCUGAUCUAUCCAGACUUUAAGAUGGUGCGUUUGGUAAAGUGUGACUCGUAUCCAUGCCCCAACACGGUGGACUGUUUUGUGUCCAGACCAACAGAAAAGACCAUUUUCACUGUGUUCAUGCUGGCAGUGUCUGGGGUGUGUGUGCUGCUUAACCUGGCUGAGGUGGUGUACCUCAUAGGAAGGGCCUGCAAACGUUGCAUUCAAGGCUCUGAGGAAGAGUCCAACGUACCUUGGAUGAGUCAAAGAUUGUCAUCUUAUAGGCAAAAUGAAAUCAAUCAGCUGAUUGCAGACCAUUCCCUCAAGUCUAAGUUCACUGUGACCAAAAAGAGCCCGGCUGAGAAGAGUGAAAGGUGUUCUGCUUUCUGAGACUGCUGCCUGUUCCCUUUAAACUAAUCAACAUGAUACAGCAUACACAUCUAGACCAUUUAUUUAUGUAUCAUACAGUCAAUCGCUUAUUGAUCCAUCUGGUGUUCUGUUGUUUCUUUAUCGAUUUUACUAACACUAGUUGCUGUCAGAACUCAUCUAAACUAUUUGGAGCCAGAGUGAAGGUUAAAGGACCAUACCAGCGUUUUUGCACCUUUGAGCCUAUUUUCUACAAACCAGGAUCAAAACAAAGCUGAAGUUGUCGUCGACAAUUUGUCAGCACUGAAAUUCAUUUGUAAGAUUUCAGGUUUCAUUUGAAUACGAUUUGCCAAGGUGUAAACUUUGACACAAUGAAUGAAUAUCUAUGAUUUUGCGUUAUAAACAUUUUUGUUUUCGGAACAACUCGAUUCAUGCAGCUUUUUUCGCGCAAGCUAUGACAGAAGAAAAUAGUAGUUCAGCUAUUGAGGGAAACUUACAUGAAGUCUUAAUAAAAAGAUUUUUAUACCAUACUUCAUUUAAAGGAAAUGGGCAGCUGAACGUACGGCAUAAAAACAUUUAAAACUAAAAGAAUAUAGGCUUUCUAUAAUGUCUGCAAAAACACAGGUAUGGUCCUUUAAAGAAGGCAAGAUUACCAUAAAGAUUAAAAUGCUGGAUAGAAAGUGAACCUUUUAUUUACAUCAGAAAUAUUGUUAAUAUGUACCAUAUUUAAUUCCAGUCUGAGUCAAAGCUAAGUCGUGGAGGAAUGGGGACUUUUUUUUGGGGUAAAAAGCCGUUAAAAUGUCAGUAACGGCUCUUUAAGCCAAUAAUGGCAUGCUUAGAUUUUAUUAGACAGUUUUCAGUCAUUUUAUUUUGCUCAACUGUGUGCAGACAGCUGUCACUUGUGUAACUUGGCAUAUGAUAACAGUUGGUGCUAGAAAACCAAAGAGAGUUUUAAUGAUGCUGUCCAGAUAUGGACAACUGUCACUGGAUAUUAUCCAUUUACAAGUGAUAAAAACAUAAAUAAAUUUGAAAGCAAUUUAACUAUGAUUAAUAACACAUGUUAUCUCGAAUGAGCAGUCGGAAUGGUGCACAGAGCAAGUUUGUGACAUUUCAAUAAACCUUCAAAACGUCUGAGAAUGGAGGAACUGUUGAUCAGGCCCCAUGAUAUUUAACAGAUGAAAUGGCACAAUUACAAUAAUUCAUUUAUUCCUCCUUCACUUGUCUGCUGGGUCACUUUUGGAAUAUUGCAAAUCCCAGUACUGUACAUAUGUCUUUGGAUUUGUAUAUCUUUGAAUUGUGAAUACCGCCUACUUACUUUGUUGUAGCUUCUGUUUGAGGUGAUCUUUUGUUUCAGAAAAAUGUUUGACCUACUUAUUAACAGAGACCCAUCACUGUCUGACAGUAGCACUUGCUUUCCUUAAUAUUUAUCCCGUGUAGUAUAUUAUUCAGUAUCUCCCUUGUCCCUGAAAAUGUAAUGUCCCGUACGCUGGUAUCUGUUUAUACAACUGUUCUGUUAUAAAGUGAUAUUCGUAUUGUAGUGCAUACAAAAACCCUGAUGUCAACAUAUAUGCCUAAAUGUACAUAUAUCACAUCCAGGCAAACAAUCCAGUUAAUACUGUAUAUAAUAUGGGUUGACACUAUAUGUGUACAUUAUGUAAUAUAUAAAAAAAAUAAACUGCCUGAUCAUUAG